AUGUUCAAACUGAAAGAGACCAGACGGAGACGGAGAGCAAGAUGGAGGACGGAGAGCGAGACGGAGACGGAGAGCGAGACGGAGAGUGAGACGGAGAUGGAGAGCGAGACAGAGAGUGAGACGGAGAGUGAGAUGGAGACGGAGAGCGAGACGGAGACGGAGAGUGAGAUGGAGACGGAGAGCGAGACGGAGAGCGAGAUGGAGACGGAGAGCGAGACGGAGACGGAGAGCGAGACGGAGACGGAGAGCGAGACAGAGAGUGAGACGGAGAGUGAGAUGGAGACGGAGAGCGUGACGGAGAUGGAGAGUGAGAUGGAGACGGAGAGCGAGACGGAGAGCGAGAUGGAGACGGAGAGCGAGACGGAGACGGAGAGUGAGAUGGAGACGGAGAGCGAGACGGAGACAGAGAGCGAGACGGAGACGGAGAGCGAGACGGAGAGUGAGACGGAGAUGGAGAGCGAGACAGAGAGUGAGACGGAGAGUGAGAUGGAGACGGAGAGCGAGACGGAGACGGAGAGUGAGAUGGAGACGGAGAGCGAGACGGAGAGCGAGACGGAGACGGAGAGUGAGACAGAGAGUGAGACGGAGAGUGAGAUGGAGACGGAGACGGAGACGGAGAGUGAGAUGGAGACGGAGAGCGAGACGGAGAGCGAGACGGAGACGGAGAGUGAGAUGGAGACGGAGAGCGAGACGGAGAGUGAGACAGAGAGUGAGAUGGAGACGGAGAGCGAGACGGAGAGUGGGACGGAGAUGGAGAGCGAGACGGAGAGUGAGAUGGAGACGGAGAGCGAGACGGAGAGCGAGACGGAGAGCGAGACGGAGAGUGAGAUGGAGAGUGAGACGGAGAGCGAGAUGGAGAGUGAGACGGAGACAGAGAGCGAGACGGAGAGUGAGACGGAGAGUGAGACGGAGGCGGAGAGCGAGACGGAGACGGAGAGUGAGACGGAGGCGGAGAGCGAGACGGAGAGCGAGACGGAGACGGAGAGUGAGACGGAGAGUGAGGCGGAGAGUGAGACGGAGAGUGAGACGGAGACGGAGAGUGAGACGGAGGCGGAGAGCGAGACGGAGAGCGAGACGGAGACGGAGAGUGAGACGGAGGCGGAGAGCGAGACGGAGAGCGAGACGGAGACGGAGAGUGAGACGGAGGCGGAGAGCGAGACGGAGAGCGAGACGGAGACGGAGAGUGAGACGGAGGCGGAGAGCGAGACGGAGAGCGAGACGGAGACGGCGCUGCUUCCUGCUCCUCAGACUGGAAUGUAA
Molecule: messenger RNA, 1260 nt
Organism: Trichomycterus rosablanca
Lineage: Eukaryota; Metazoa; Chordata; Actinopteri; Siluriformes; Trichomycteridae
Product: germ cell nuclear acidic protein-like
Exons: 1
Coding region: 1-1260 (419 amino acids)
Source: RefSeq, a predicted model, not a curated record